Molecule: messenger RNA, 4215 nt
Organism: Peromyscus eremicus (cactus mouse)
Lineage: Eukaryota; Metazoa; Chordata; Mammalia; Rodentia; Cricetidae
Gene: Supt6h
Product: SPT6 homolog, histone chaperone and transcription elongation factor
Exons: 20
Coding region: 694-3645 (983 amino acids)
Biological process (GO): nucleosome organization; transcription elongation-coupled chromatin remodeling; transcription elongation by RNA polymerase II
Cellular component (GO): transcription elongation factor complex
Molecular function (GO): nucleic acid binding; histone binding; nucleosome binding
Source: RefSeq, a predicted model, not a curated record
CUCCCUCAGUACCUGACCCAUAGCGCACGUCGUGAGAGUGCAGUCGGACGUUAUGGCGCGUAUUGAGUAGCUUCACCACGGAGCCGCACGUAACGACAGCCAUGUCGGACGCUGCCACAGCGCUCCACAAACCACCCAACAACAGAAGCGACAAGACAGCCAUCCUAGACGGGAGAGUCCCUGAUCAUCCAAGAAAAUUUGGCCCUUCCCCGGAACCGGAAGCUAAGGGCGGAACGACGAAGAGGAGGAAGUGAAGACACCUUAACCUGAAUCUUUAUGGUUCCUUUGGCUAGAGCGGCUUAAGGAACACGCUGGCCCGGGUGGCCUUCGAGACCCCGCUUCGUCCUGGUUGCUCCGUGGCGGCUUCGUUCUUUAUUACCUUCAGUCAGCGUUCGCACACUCGAGGAGAAAGCGCUAGACACCGGAGGGGAAAAAGAGAACAAGAAGUGACCCGCCCACUCCCAAUGACAGAGAGCCGGAGGUGACGUAGCACGUUUACGCAGCAGCGGCGACGGUGGUAGCGGCGGCGGCGGCGGCGGCAGCGGCGGCGGCUGCGGGGGCCCUUGCGGUGGGUCCGGACUAUCCUUUUCCAGUCUCGGUUCGGCGACUCCGUUUUCUUCCGUGGGAGCUUAGCGCAGCGGAGAAACAGCGACCUUCAAGCAGUCUUCAAGGAGGCUGUGAGAAGCAGCAGCAAUGUCUGAUUUUGUGGAAAGUGAGGCCGAAGAGUCAGAGGAAGAAUACAAUGAUGACGGCGAGGUGGUACCUAGAGUCACCAAGAAGUUUGUGGAAGAGGAGGAUGAUGAUGAGGAGGAGGAAGAGGAGAAUCUAGAUGAUCAAGAUGAGCAAGGCAACCUGAAAGGCUUUAUCAAUGAUGACGAUGAUGAAGAGGGGGAAGAAGAUGAGGGCAGCGACUCUGGUGAUUCAGAAGAUGAUGUUAGCAACAAGAGAAAACGCCCAUCUUUUGAUGACCGCCUGGAAGAUGAUGACUUUGACCUCAUUGAGGAGAAUUUGGGUGUGAAAGUCAAACGAGGACAAAAAUACCGACGUGUCAAAAAAAUGUCUGAUGAUGAAGAUGAUGAUGAAGAGGAAUAUGGCAAAGAGGAACAUGAAAAGGAGGCUAUUGCAGGGGAAAUCUUCCAGGAUGAAGAAGGGGAGGAAGGACAGGAGGCUGUAGAAGCCCCCAUGGCUCCUCCAGAGGAAGAGGAGGAAGAUGAUGAAGAGUCAGAUAUUGAUGAUUUCAUUGUGGAUGAUGAUGGACAGCCUCUAAAAAAACCCAAGUGGCGAAAAAAGCUUCCUGGAUAUACGGAUGCAGCCCUGCAAGAAGCUCAGGAGAUCUUCGGUGUGGACUUUGACUAUGACGAAUUUGAGAAAUACAAUGAAUAUGAUGAAGAACUGGAGGAAGACUAUGAGUAUGAGGAUGACGAGGCUGAAGGUGAAAUCCGAGUGCGCCCCAAGAAAACUACCAAGAAGCGUGUGAGCCGCAGGAGCAUCUUUGAGAUGUAUGAGCCAAGUGAACUGGAGAGCAGUCACCUGACAGACCAGGACAAUGAAAUUCGAGCCACUGACUUGCCUGAGAGGUUCCAGCUCCGCUCCAUCCCUGUCAAGGCAGCUGAAGAUGAUGAACUAGAAGAAGAAGCUGACUGGAUCUACAGAAACGCCUUUGCCACACCAACCAUUUCACUACAGGUAAAUGUUGACAGUAAAGAAAAGCAUGGACAGGUGCAAACUGGCUGCCUCCUGUCACUAAAAUUCCCAGUAAGUCAGAUUGAGGGCUGCAAGGCUUUUCCUAAUGGACUUCUUCCUCAGGGCUAUGGUGACAAGCACAUCACACUGUAUGAUAUCCGAGCAGAGCUCAGUUGUCGUUAUAAGGACCUCAGGACAGCCUACCGCUCUCCUAACACAGAGGAGAUUUUCAAUAUGUUAACCAAAGAGACGCCAGAGACCUUCUACAUUGGAAAGCUCAUCAUCUGCAAUGUUACCGGCAUUGCUCACAGACGCCCACAGGGUGAGAGCUAUGACCAGGCCAUCCGAAAUGAUGAGACGGGGCUGUGGCAGUGCCCCUUCUGCCAACAGGACAACUUUCCUGAGCUCAGCGAGGUCUGGAACCACUUCGACAGUGGUUCAUGCCCUGGCCAGGCCAUUGGUGUGAAAACACGGCUAGACAAUGGUGUCACCGGCUUCAUCCCUACCAAAUUCCUCAGUGACAAGGUGGUGAAGAGGCCAGAGGAGCGAGUGAAGGUGGGGAUGACUGUUCACUGCCGUAUCAUGAAGAUUGAUAUUGAAAAGUUCAGUGCAGACCUGACCUGCCGGACCUCAGACCUCAUGGACAGGAACAAUGAGUGGAAACUGCCCAAGGACACCUACUACGACUUUGAUGCCGAAGCAGCCGACCACAAGCAGGAAGAGGACAUGAAACGGAAGCAGCAGCGGACCACAUACAUCAAGCGAGUGAUCGCACACCCAUCCUUCCAUAACAUAAAUUUCAAACAAGCAGAAAAGAUGAUGGAGACCAUGGACCAAGGAGAUGUUAUCAUCCGACCCAGCAGCAAGGGUGAAAACCACCUGACAGUGACCUGGAAAGUCAGUGAUGGCAUCUAUCAGCAUGUAGAUGUGCGGGAGGAGGGCAAGGAGAACGCCUUCAGCCUGGGAGCCACUCUGUGGAUCAACAGUGAGGAAUUUGAAGACUUGGAUGAGAUUGUUGCCCGCUAUGUCCAGCCCAUGGCUUCCUUUGCUCGAGACCUACUGAACCACAAGUAUUACCAGGACUGUAGUGGUGGGGACCGAAAGAAGUUAGAGGAGCUGCUCAUCAAAACUAAGAAGGAGAAGCCCACCUUCAUCCCUUAUUUCAUCUGUGCCUGCAAGGAACUGCCCGGCAAGUUCCUCCUGGGAUACCAGCCCCGGGGGAAACCCAGGAUAGAAUAUGUAACAGUGACUCCUGAAGGAUUCCGGUACCGGGGCCAGAUCUUCCCAACUGUGAAUGGACUCUUCAGGUGGUUUAAGGAUCACUAUCAGGAUCCUGUACCAGGCAUCACUCCCAGCAGCAGCAGCAGGACUCGGACCCCUGCUUCUAUCAAUGCUACCCCAGCCAACAUCAAUCUUGCAGAUCUGACACGGGCUGUGAAUGCCUUGCCUCAGAACAUGACUUCGCAGAUGUUCAGUGCCAUUGCUGCUGUGACAGGGCAGGGACAGAACCCCAAUGCUACCCCAGCCCAGUGGGCAUCCAGCCAGUAUGGCUAUGGUGGCAGUGGAGGAGGCAGCAGCGCCUACCAUGUGUUCCCAACGCCAGCCCAGCAGCCGGUGGCCACACCACUAAUGACCCCCAGCUACUCCUACACGACCCCAAGCCAGCCCAUUACCACCCCACAAUACCACCAGCUCCAGGCCAGCACCACCCCACAGUCCACUCAGGCCCAGCCCCAGCCUUCCUCCAGCUCCCGACAACGGCAGCAGCAGCCAAAGUCCAACAGCCAUGCAGCCAUCGACUGGGGCAAGAUGGCCGAGCAGUGGCUACAGGAGAAGGAGGCAGAACGUCGGAAACAGAAACAGCGGCUGACCCCUCGACCCUCUCCCAGCCCCAUGAUCGAAAGCACCCCCAUGUCCAUUGCUGGCGAUGCGACCCCACUCCUGGACGAGAUGGAUCGGUAGGGGGCCUGUUCCUCGGACUCUGGUUACCUCUGAGGCUCCAAGAGGCCUGGCCACCCACAGCCUCACUCCCUGCCCCUCUUUUUUUGUCCAUAAAGUGGCAUGAAAUGACAUUCUCUUUAAUGGUCAGCCUGGAUGGGUGGCAGGCUGGAUGGCCUUGUGAGCUGGUGUGCACCAAGGAGCAGUUCUCCCACUCCAGACUUGUGCCAACCACCUGUCCUGGGACCAGGCUGAGGAAGGAAUGUAGCAGGGAGGAGAAUGAAAGUGGAGCAGUCUGUAAUCUCCCCGGAAGCCAUUUUUGACUUUCUGCCCUCACCUGACACAGGCUAGAAUGGGGCAUCAGGCUCGACUUGUCCAUGUCCCCAGCCUUCCUGGGGAGACGAUGCUAUUUAUUCAGUUUGAGGCAGGCGGGAGAGGAGGGUCCUGAUGUCAGUACUUUGGUGGCUGUCAAAGUAGGACUGUGGGGGACGUAAGGAGCAGUGUUGACCUGCCAGCCCUGCCUACCUAUCCUCAUCUACCCAUGGCCACCUGCUUCUCACCUGUCAUUCGAAUAAACAGUGUUUCUACAGAGCA